This is a messenger RNA of Miscanthus lutarioriparius, 1437 nucleotides long. NCBI's taxonomy places the organism in Eukaryota, Viridiplantae, Streptophyta, Magnoliopsida, Poales, Poaceae. The record is from the annotation of a GenBank genome assembly.
AUGGAGGACCAGAGGAGGCGGCGCGGAAACCGCGGCCCGCCGGCGGUUGCUCCUCGCCUGGAUGGGGAAGAGGGGAGGCGGAGGCGGAGGCAAAGGCUCUUCUUGAGGCGGAGGCGGAGGCGGCGGCGGCGGCAGCUUCUCCCAGCAGCACGGGAGAACGCGUUCGCCCGGGGAGCAGGCGCAACGCCUUGCAUCUAUUUAUCAAUUGAAGAGCGGGUGUCAAGGUUCUGGCAUGAAAAGUCAACUCUCGAGGUAGGAAGAUUUGUCACUGUGACAUUAACUGAGCAGUCUUCCUUGCCAUCUGCAGAUGGCCAAGUUCGACUUGAAAAGCUUUUGGAGACUGAACCUGAGGACUUCUCUGUCAACUGGGAGAACUCUAUAGGUCCAGCAGGACGGAAGGGCCUUUCAGCUCCAGGAAAGUUUGUAAAACAUCAAGAAUCCAGUGGAAAUAAAUCUUCCGAGAAACAGGUCUCCUUUGCAGAGCGUCCUGUAUCUUUUGUCAAGUCUGGCACCAUGGCGGAUUCCCUUACGGAGGCAAUAGCUGUUGACUCAAGUGGUGGUGAUAACUCAUGUGUUAAAGCUGCUGAAACUAGGCUCCUUCGAGGUGCACACCAAGGGUUUGGUUCAAAGAUGAUGGCCAAAAUGGGAUUCAUCGAGGGCACUGGCCUUGGCAAAGAUGGCCAAGGUAUAGUGCAGCCAAUACAAGCCAUCCAUCGUCCCAAAUCUCUUGGACUCGGUGUACAAUUCGACAGUGAGGCUGAGGCGAUUAAAGCAAGGACAGAACCCAUUAAAUCAAUAUUAGAGCCAGGCAAAGUGAGGACAGAGCUGAGGCGGAAUGUGUGGGCACCAGAGACUAGUGGCGUUUGCUCCUUCGAGAGACACACCAAGGGUUUUGGAUCCAAAAUGAUGGUGAAAAUGGGGUUUGUCCCAGGGUCUGGGCUGGGGAAGGAUGGGCAGGGCAUUGCCACCCCCUUGACCGCAGCUCAUGCUAUCAUGCUUGAGCAAGAGCACUACCUUGGCCACUUCAAGGACCAUCCUAAAGAUGCAGAGUUUCUUAACUGCCCUAUUAGGUUCUACACUGAGAUGGAGGCUAUCUUUGCUAAUGCCAUGGCCACAGGCAAGUUUGCACUUGGGUCUGCUGCUGGCCCAAAGAGGAAGAGAGGGAACUUCUCUGAGGAGGAGAUGCUAAUGUUGACUAACAUGUCAGAUGCUGUGAACAAUGUGGCCAAUGCUCUUAGGGAGACUGGACCUGCCCAUGUUGAUGCCAAUCUGUACCUUGCUGUGAUGGAGAUGCCUGGCUUCAGUGAGGAGGCACUUAUUGUUGCCUACACCUUCCUCCUGGACAACAUGGCCCAAGGCAGGGGCUUUGUGAACAUGAGUAAUGCCCACAGGGCCCUUUGGCUUAGGACCUUCCUGGCCAAAAACUACUAUGUGUAG